AUGUUUCUCUCCCGGCGCGGCGUCGCGACGCAGGAGAGCGACGGUGGUUGCGAUGGUAGCGACGCCGAGAUGAUCGGUAAUGGGAGACGCGGAGGCGGAAUGGAAAGGGAUCGCGAUAUGGAGGAGGAUGAGGACGAAGGAAGGGAGGAAAGGAGCUCAGAGGGUGGAGGUGGUGGAGGUUUCGGUGAUUGGAGGUCCCAUCUGCUCGGUGGGCUGACGCAACGUGUCAAAUCCUGGUACUGGGGCGCCAGGCCCCUCGAACUCGCGCACAAACUCUCGCGGAGCUUCGACAUGCAAGAAGCUCAGCUCCUCGAAGAGGGUGGUUCUGGUGCAGCUACUGCCGGGGCUGGGAGUGCCGGUGGUGCGCCACGAAGACAUCACAGUGCUCAAAGGUUGGCCAGAAGCGAAAUGUCGGAGAGGAGGGAAGAAGACAGUGCCCUGGUGGUCCCUGAUCAUCAGGGUAACCUGAGGAUCACCGUCAAGAAGACCAAAUCGAUUUUGGGCAUUGCCAUCGAGGGUGGUGCUAAUACCAAACACCCAUUGCCCAGGAUCAUCAAUAUACAUGUCUGCAUCAUCAAGAAGUAGCAAGACUGAUCGCAGAGUCGUUCGCAAGGCGAGACCGCAACGAGAUCGAGUUCCUGGUAGUCGAGGCGAAGAAGAGCAACCUGGAGCCGAAACCAACGGCUCUGAUAUUCCUGGAGGCGUAG
Molecule: messenger RNA, 707 nt
Organism: Heterotrigona itama
Lineage: Eukaryota; Metazoa; Arthropoda; Insecta; Hymenoptera; Apidae
Source: the annotation of a GenBank genome assembly